Molecule: messenger RNA, 1725 nt
Organism: Exophiala aquamarina CBS 119918
Lineage: Eukaryota; Fungi; Ascomycota; Eurotiomycetes; Chaetothyriales; Herpotrichiellaceae
Exons: 2
Coding region: 1-1725 (574 amino acids)
Biological process (GO): positive regulation of transcription by RNA polymerase II
Cellular component (GO): nucleus
Molecular function (GO): DNA-binding transcription factor activity, RNA polymerase II-specific; zinc ion binding; transcription cis-regulatory region binding
Source: RefSeq, a predicted model, not a curated record
AUGAGUCGCAGCACGCAAGGCUGCUGGACCUGCCGAGUCCGACACAAGAAGUGCGACGAGACACGCCCUUUCUGCAGAGCGUGCACCUCCCGCAAGGUACAGUGCCACGGCUACGGCGAAAAGCCAAUCUGGCUUGACGGCGGACCACUAGAGCGAGUGUAUCGGAAAGACAUCAAGAAGGCGGUCAAGGAGAACUUCAGAUUGCUGAGAAAGUCAACAUCUUCGGGUUUCAGGAGUAGGAGUCGUCCCCGUACGGGGCAGCGGCUUGAUGAUGAUGAAGAUUUGCCUUCGCUCAAGGGACCCCUCUCUUCCAAUCGAGGAAGGGGAGGGCCUCACAGGUUGAUUCCGACAGAGUCACAGCAGCCUCACAGCUCUGAACCAGCCGACGAGCAGCAAGGAGCGGUACCUCAACACACUCCUUCCUCGAGCGACAAUCGGCGGGUACAGAAUGUCGUACCCCUGGGACGAAACGUCUUCGAAUACCGGGACGCUGAACUGCUGAUGCACUACUUCGACUACGUCUUCCCGCUACAAUUCCGAUUCUAUACACAUGAUCUCGAGAAGCGAGGACGCGGCUGGCUUCUAUGGCUCCUCGUUAAGACCGGACCUCUCUACCAGGCUGCCCUGAGUCUGGCUGCCCUACAUCAAUACACCUUGCGCUACCACGACCAGAGUGAGAAAUACGUCGAGCUCCACAACUACCAUUCCAAGGCGUUGCGGGACCUGCAGCUAUUCCUGCAGGAAAACCAUGCGAACAAUGACGCAAGUGAAGCUACCCGGCAGAUGGAAGUGCUCGCUUGUGGAGUGUCGCUGAUUAGUUUUGAGCUUUUUCGCGGUGGUGUGAGUGAUUGGCAGUUGCAUCUCAACGCACUUGCAUCAAUUGUCCAGAACCUUGAGCCGAGAAUGCUACAUCCUGGCCAGGACGUCGAUGAGAGCUUACAGCAAAGCCCAUUACCGUCUCCCCGCCCUGAAAGAGAAGCUCUCCCGUUCUUGGUCGCCGUUGUGCUGUGGUUCGAUUUACUGUCCUGCGUCUCCACAGGGUCGACCCCUCGCCUCGCCUACGAAGCACUCCUCCAUGAUUAUCACAUCAAGCUUGAAGAUGUCGUGGGUUGCCAGAACUGGGCGAUGGUGGCAAUUGGCGACCUGGCGAUUUUGGACGUGUGGAAAAAGCAAGCCCUGCUUGCGGACGACUUAAGUGAUCAAGAAUUGCUCAUACGAAGCCAGAGUGUGCGGGAGAGUCUAGAGAAAGGACUCGCUACUCUUGAAUCAAAAUUUAGUCUAAGCUCUACAGCAGAAACCAGCCAAUGCCCUGCAAGCCCUGAGCUGAAUCAGAGCGUGGUGUCCAAAGUCACCACAGCGUUUGCCUCCGCAGCUCUUGUGCAGUUAUACACAAUCGUGCACGGUGCGUUCCCCGGCCAUCCAGAUAUCCAAAUGGCUGUUCAAAAAACCAUGAGCGCUCUGGAACAAGUCCAGGAUUAUCAGGAUAUGCGUGGUUUGAUCUGGCCCAUCUGCAUAUCUGGCUGCAUGGCCGAUGAGUCUCAGCAAUCUGUCUUUGAGGAUUUGAUCCAGAGGAUUGUCGGUGAGUCUAUGCAAGACUUUGGGAAUUCGACGACCGCUCUUCUGAUUAUGCAGAAGUGUUGGGCGCUGCGACUCUAUAAUCCAAACAAGCAAUGGAAUUGGCAAACCACAAUGGUUGAGAUGGGAAUCUGCGGCCUGCUAGUUUGA